This is a messenger RNA of Wasmannia auropunctata (little fire ant), 772 nucleotides long. Its product is annotated as odorant receptor 63a-like. Gene Ontology annotation, biological process: sensory perception of smell; detection of chemical stimulus involved in sensory perception of smell. Gene Ontology annotation, molecular function: odorant binding; olfactory receptor activity. NCBI's taxonomy places the organism in Eukaryota, Metazoa, Arthropoda, Insecta, Hymenoptera, Formicidae. The transcript has 6 exons. Gene Ontology annotation, cellular component: plasma membrane. The annotation marks the transcript as partial. The record is from RefSeq and is a predicted model, not a curated record.
UUGGUCUUUACGCGAUGUGGCUCUUCUAUACCACGCCACCGAUCGUUAUUAGUGGAAUGUACACGCUCUUACCGACGAACGAAACAUACUCGGCCAGGUUUCUAUAUCGCUUGGAACAUGUUCUGGACAUGGAUAAAUACUACAACCUGUUGAUGCUUCACGGGUUCAUCAGCGUAUUCUAUAUAGUCUCUGUCCCUAUAGCUGUCGAUGGCCUGUUCACACUCUGCGUUCAGCAUGUUUGCGCGUUGUUCAGAUGUAUAAAAUACAAUAUAGAGCAAAUACGAGGUUCGGAGCUUAAUCCGGACAUCGCAGACGACGAAGCGUACCAUGGCAUAAUAAGCUGUAUCAAAUCAUACAAACGUAUCUUAAACUUCGGUACGGCAGAGUUGGUGAUGGUGGAUAAUCAAUUUGACGAAAUCAUUAGAAUUCUUGCUAGCGCAGUUGCGCAGUUGCUGCACAUAUAUUAUCUGAGUUUAACGUCUCAACGCUUGAUCGAUUACAGCAAUGAGCUCCAAGAUGUGAUUUACAGCUGCAACUGGUACAUGAUUUCACUGAGGUCCAGACAUCUCCUGAGAUUCACAUUACUGCGUGCCACUAAACCGUGCCAAAUAAAAGCUGGUAAUAUGUUCGUAAUGUCGUUGGAGAACUUCAGCGCGCUUUUGAAAAUGACCAUGUCCUACUUCACGAUGCUCACAUCAAUGCAGUAACAAUCGCGUAUAAUGGUUUACGUUAGAGAAAUUAAAAACAUGUUAAAUAAAUAAGCUAACAAUCA